Molecule: messenger RNA, 462 nt
Organism: Rotaria sp. Silwood1
Lineage: Eukaryota; Metazoa; Rotifera; Eurotatoria; Philodinida; Philodinidae
Source: the annotation of a GenBank genome assembly
AUGCCACGACUAAAUCAAUUUACAUUUUCUAUUCACUCAUUCCUGUUUAUUCGUAAUGAAAUGAAUUUCUCAUCAACACAAGAUAUUCAACGUACAUUCAUUGACUUUCCAAAUAAUAUUAUUUCUUAUGUUGAGUUUUUGCCAGAGACAAAACAAAGUCUAUGUCAUAUUUACUCAUAUCCAUCUGUAAUGCAAUAUUAUGGCAUUAUUACAAAUAAUUUUCCAGGUGGAUUAUUCGAAUAUGUUCGUGUCAUCUCAUUAUUUGAUGAAUAUCCUUUUGAACAUGACUUUUUUCUUCGAAUUCAAAAAUCAUUCCCAUUUAUGGAAACAUUAUCUUUGAAUAAUUAUAAAUCACAAAAUGAUAAACAAUCUUAUCAAUCAAAUAAUGAUAAUCGAAAUUUAUCUCUUAUUAAAUAUUCUUUUCUUAAUGAACUUUAUAUUAUUAAUGUUCAUGAUGAUUAA